Molecule: messenger RNA, 291 nt
Organism: Enterospora canceri
Lineage: Eukaryota; Fungi; Microsporidia; Enterocytozoonidae
Source: the annotation of a GenBank genome assembly
AUGCUGGUGCUUCUGGCUGGAUUCAGGCUCAGUGAGGAGUAUCGGAUUCAACGGGUCUGUUUGAUGAGUCUCAUUGGAGUCCAAUUCAUCUUUAACCUGGUUACGGUGGUAGUGGAUAGCUACUACAACAGUUUCACUUUCUACGAAAUAAGUGUGAUGCUACCAUUCAACUUGUUGUACGACAUCUACGCAUUCUGUGCAGUUCAGAGCGAGUUGGAGACACUUGGAAGUGGAUUGAAGGAGGUGUUGGAGGAGAAUCAGAAGAGCAAAAUAUUGAUGGAUAAAUUGUAG